AUGCCCGAAUCCAGCUCACCACGCGGGCCCCGCGAGGCCAAAAAGCGAACGCGAACGGGCUGUCUUACCUGCCGCGCACGAAAGAUCAAAUGUGACGAGACCCCCGAGCGGUGCGCAAACUGUCGCCGGGUGAUGCUGACGUGUCGCUGGCCGGGACUCGGGGUGGUCCCCCUGCCACGGGGCAACGGCGGCCCGCGGAGGGUGGCCUGCCAGGGGUGCCGGGUGGCGCGGUGCCGGUGCUCGGGGGAGCAGCCGUGUGCGCGGUGCCGGGCGACGGGGGCGGACUGCCGGUACAGGGGCGCCGGCAGCGCCGGCAGCCCCGGGAGUGGCCCCUCCCCGCAGGGCAGCAGCAGCCCCAAGGACGCCCCCGAGAAGCAGUUGACGCCGGGGACUCCCGACGCGGCCACGCUCACAGCCCACCUGGACGCCUUCUUCACCCACGUCGCGCCGUGCCAGGCCAACGCGGUGGUGCACCGCGGCACGCUCCUGCGCGACGUGCACGCCGGGAGCGCCGACCGGGCGCUGGUCGGUGCGAUCUGCGCGAUCGCGACGCGGUUCCUGCCGGUCCCCUCGGCACAGGAGCCCGUGUGGACGCGCGAGGCCAAGUCGCUCCUGGUGCGGGAGGGGAUGCGCAGUGCCCCCCGGGUGGCGGCCGCGCUGCUCCUGGCCAAGCACGAGAUGUACUGCGCCCAGUUCGAGACGGCGGCCAUGCUCGGCGCCAUGGCGACCAGCGCGGCGCUGAAUCUCGGCUUCCACCGGGAGGGUCUCGCCGCGGCGGCGAGCAGCACCUCGGACGCGGUGGCCCGCGAGACCCGCCGCCGGCUGUUCUGGGCGUGCUUCUGCUUGGACCGGAUGCUGACCCCCGGGCGGCCCGAUCUGGCGCUGAUCCGCCCCGGGCUCGCGACGGCGCCGCUGCCGUGCGACGAGCACCUCUUCCAGCUGGGGAUGCCGGGGCGGGGUGCUCUGUUGGGCGAGGAGAACCCGGGCAGCAGCCUGUUCGGGCAAUACGUCCAGCUCAUGUCGAUCCGGGCUGACAUCCUCACGUAUGCGUCUUCUCGAUCAACCGCCGGUUCCAUCUCUGACGUGUCUAGCUACACCCGCUCCCCGGCCAAGGACCCGCCCUGGACCUCCCCCGUGUUCAGCGCCUGUGAACAGCGCCUGCACGCCUGGCGCGAGCGACUGCCCCCCCAAUGCCAGCUGCGCGCGGACAUCAUCUACGCCCGGCACGCCCAGCACGCCCUGCCGGCCCUGACGAUGCUGCACGUCUGGUACGACCAGUGCCUGUCCGACCUGUACCGCGUCGCCAUGCCCAACUACCCCGAGACGCUGCCCACCGCCACCCUGCUGGACGCCCCCAUCGGCUGGGUCGAGGAGCACCAGCUCGCGUGCGUGCAGCACGCCCGGGGCAUCGCCCAGACCUUUGCCACCGUCGGGGCGCAUGUCGAUCUUCUCGCCGAGACCGACCACAACCACAACCACGACCACGCCUUCCUCGACACCAGCCUGCCCAUGUGUGUCUUUGAGUCUGUCCGCCUGCAGCUGCAGUGGCUCCUGAUGCUCCCCGUCGAGGCACACCCGGACGCCCGCGCCCAUCUGCGCCGGCAGGUCGAUCUGCUGCUGGGGCAGGUCGAGCCCAUGACCCGCUACUCCUGCCACGCCAGAUGGUUGUUCGACGAGAUCCGCCGGAUGCUCCGCCAGCACAGGAUCUUCGAGCACCGCGAAGAACUACGGCACACGCACAUUCAGGAGAAUCAUCCCUGGGUGCAGCGCAUCCGGAGCCUGCAGCAGACCCUGCAAGACGCCAUCCGCCCGGAGCAGGAGGUGCUUCUGCAGGACCUGUUCCCCUUCGACACGCCUCUUUUGGACGCGCUAGAGAGGGUUGACUGGGGGGACGUAUAG
Penicilliopsis zonata CBS 506.65 is the source of this 1899-nucleotide messenger RNA. RefSeq lists its product as hypothetical. Gene Ontology annotation, molecular function: zinc ion binding; DNA binding; DNA-binding transcription factor activity, RNA polymerase II-specific. The record is from RefSeq and is a predicted model, not a curated record. Gene Ontology annotation, biological process: regulation of DNA-templated transcription; DNA-templated transcription. Gene Ontology annotation, cellular component: nucleus. The transcript has 6 exons. Bases 1 to 1899 code for a protein of 632 amino acids. Lineage: Eukaryota; Fungi; Ascomycota; Eurotiomycetes; Eurotiales; Aspergillaceae.